GUGGCCGCAGCACCUGUCCGACCUGUUCGGGGACACAUGACUCCGGAGGAAUCUCUCCCUCUGCCCCGGUCCUUUGUUCAGCGGGUCAUUUCAGAGAGAGAGACCAGAAAAAGCGAGCGCCAGAGAAGUGGGGGAGAAGGAGAGAAGUGAGAGAUGUCGGAGCCAGCCGCCAACCCCGCCGCCACCUCGUUCCCCGCGCCGACUCUGUCCUUACCUUUGGGGCUGCAGGUGUUGCGGACUUACUCUGGAGCGCUGAUCUGUGCAGAGAUAAUAUUUGGCAGUCUAGUAUGGAUCCUGGUGGCUUCCUCCGAUCUGCCUGUACCUCUGUUGCAGGGCUGGGUAAUGUUUGUGUCUGUCACCACCUUCGUCCUCUCUUCUACCUACCUCGCUCUCCUCAUCACUGGCUUGGCUGACCGCAUAAACACAGACUGGAACUUCUUGGAUGUGGUUUACCAUUUCUUAGCUUUGCUGUUCUACUUCGCUGCUUUUGUCCUCGAGGCAGCAACUACAGCAGCGAAUGGAGGAGCCCAUGUUAAUAUACAUUCCAACAGCACUGAAUCUAUCCUGUGUAUAACCUACCCUCGGGGCAAUAUAUUCGCUGUCAUGAAUUACAGGCAGUACAGUAUUAAUGUGGUGGCCACGAUAUUUGCAUGUGUGGUGACGCUUUUCUAUGGCUGCAGUCUGGCGAUGGGAUUCAAGAGGUGGAGGAAGUAACAAGAAAAACCACAGAAACUUAUUUUGUAACUAUUUCAUAAAUUAAACGUAUCUUCAACCAUCAUCCACUUCAUUCAUUGAGGUGGAUGAUGCCCUGCACUCAGUUGCUAGUUGCCCCUGCAGUCAGUUGCAUUAUUAUCCUGGUUGGAUCCCCCAGCCAAUCACUACAUCAACAAGGCAUUGGAAUAGUGUAGAUGACAAGAUUUCAGCCCACAUAAAUUUUCCCUCUGACGCACUGAAAGGAUCAGUUUCAAGUUAGUUUAAUUUUUCCUAUCUUUUUAUCGCUUAACACACAAACUUAUUUGGUAAAUUAAAUAAGAAUGGAGAGUGGAUCUUGUACUGUAUAUUAUACAGCAUUUCUUGACUGUAAGGGCCUUGAUUUAAAUUUUUGAUUGGGGGUAAAAAGUGCCUUAGAAAUUAUUUUCACUUGUGAAAUCAAACAAUUAUUGCCCCACUUCAUAAUUCAUGUCACUGCAAAAGAAAAAAAAAAGCACUGUUAUCAGUAGCAUUGAAAAUGUGUCCACACAUAGCACAGAACAGACAACUUGAUGGCAAAAUUCAUUUCAAAGACAAAAAAGUAAGCUGAGAAAUGUUCUCUGUCAAGGAGCUGUGUACUCCUUACAGGUUUAACAUGACUGGAGGCCAAUCUGAUAUUUGGAUUUCUUCCUGUAAAGACUGUUUAUCGGGUAUUCAUUUGUUAUUAAUAGCACUGUAACUGUUAAACACUUUAAGUCAAUAUUUGCCAUGCAUUACCAAGUAUUGUUGUUAAACCCUGCUGGAUGCUGUUUGUCUUUAGUGAUGUACCGAUAACUACAAUAUAUACAAGUUCUGGGGUAAAUAAAUCUGUCACAGAUGAGUUAUUGUAAACUAAUCAUAUAAUCUUGCCAUCAUUCUUUUUUUAAAGGUACUUUAUUUCAUUUUUUUAAUCUACGGAUGGAUUAGUUAGUUAUGUCUACUGCUAAUAGUCUGUUUUUAGUGUUUAUAAAGGUGUUUAUAUUUAACUGUGUUGAUGCAUUAUUUAAAUGCUUUAAUCUUCAAGAGUCUUAGGACAUGAUUUAUUCAGCUCACUUAUUGGUUUGCAGUAGAUAUAUUAUUUAUAAUGGUUUGAAAUUAAAAAUGUUGAUUAUUUUUGACACU
This is a messenger RNA of Cololabis saira (Pacific saury), 1851 nucleotides long. RefSeq names its product mal, T cell differentiation protein 2 (gene mal2). NCBI's taxonomy places the organism in Eukaryota, Metazoa, Chordata, Actinopteri, Beloniformes, Belonidae. Gene Ontology annotation, molecular function: structural constituent of myelin sheath. Bases 154 to 714 code for a protein of 186 amino acids. The record is from RefSeq and is a predicted model, not a curated record. Gene Ontology annotation, biological process: myelination. Gene Ontology annotation, cellular component: membrane. The transcript is spliced from 4 exons.